GGAGUGAGGAAGAGGGCUGGGUCGGAAAAAAAAAAAAAGCUGAGAACGACAUCAAACCUUGCAGAAGAAGCAACAAAAAGACCCAACCUUUUACCUCCACCUUCAGCCCUUUUUUUUAAAAUUCAACCAGAGGUACACCCACACAUAUCCUGUCGAGAUGUCGCGCUGGGGGCGUAAGAACGUGAAGAAGGCGCCGGAGGUGAUCCGCACGGUGACCGAAGGUCUGAAGUCGCUGUACCGCAAAAAACUGCUGCCGCUGGAGCAGUACUACGGCUUCCACGACUUCCACUCGCUCAGCCUGGAGGAUGCUGACUUCGACAACAAGCCCAUGGUCCUGGUGGUGGGCCAGUAUUCCACCGGGAAGACCACCUUCAUCAAAUACUUGCUGGAGCAGGAGAUUCCCGGCAGCCGCGUAGGACCCGAACCCACCACCGACUGCUUCACUGCCAUCAUGCACGGCGAAGUGGAGAACGUCAUUCCCGGGAACGCCCUCAUCGUGGAUCCCAACAAACCCUUCCGGAAGCUCAACCCCUUUGGGAACACCUUCCUCAACAGGUUCCAGUGCGCCCAGAUGUCCAAUCAGGUGCUAGAGAGCAUCAGCAUCAUUGACACGCCCGGAAUCCUCUCAGGAGCCAAGCAGAGAGUGAGCCGAGGCUACGACUUUCCCGCCGUGCUGCGCUGGUUUGCCGAGCGCGUAGACCGCAUCAUCUUGCUCUUUGACGCCCACAAGCUGGAGAUCUCGGAUGAGUUCUCGGAGGCCAUCGGCGCGCUGAAAGGCAACGAGGACAAGCUGCGGGUGGUCCUCAACAAGGCCGACAUGGUGGGCACCCAGCAGCUCAUGAGGGUCUACGGCGCCCUUAUGUGGUCCCUGGGCAAGGUGUUCGGCACACCUGAGGUUCUGAGGGUCUACAUCGGCUCCUUCUGGUCCGAGCCCCUCAUGGUGUCAGACAACCGCAAGCUGUUUGAGCUGGAGGAGAAGGAUCUGUUUGCCGACAUCCAGAACCUUCCUCGUCACGCGGCUCUACGCAAGCUCAAUGACCUGGUGAAGAGGGCACGCCUGGUCCGGGUGCACGCUCACAUCAUCAGCUACCUGAAGCAAGAGAUGCCGUCGGUGUUCAGGAAGGACAACAAGAAGAAGAACCUCAUCUACCAGUUGCCCGUCAUCUUUUCAAAGAUACAACUGCAGCACAACAUCUCUGCCGGAGACUUCCCCGACUGCGCCAAGAUGCAGGAGCAACUGAUGGUCCACGACUUCACCAAGUUCAAAACCCUGAAGCCCAACCUGAUGGCGGCCCUGGACGAGCUGCUGUCGGUGGACAUCGCCAAGUUGAUGCCACUUCUGCGCCAGGAGGAGCUGGAGGCCGGCGAGCAGCCCGGCGUGGAGGGAGGCGCUUUCCUGGGCACCCGCGCCGGACCCUUCGGCGAAGGUGACCCAUUUACCAACGAGGACGACGAGGCUGACGAUGGCUGUGAGGACGAGCCAGACAAGUGGGUGGUGACCAAGGACAAGCCCAAGUACGACGAGAUCUUCUACAACCUGGCGCCCAACGAGGGCAAGCUGAGCGGCACCAAGGUCAAGCACUGGAUGGUCAGCUCUCGUCUGCCCAACUCCGUGCUGGGCCGCAUCUGGAAGCUGUCCGACGUGGACCGCGAUGGCAUGCUGGAUGAGGAGGAGUUCGCCUUGGCCAGCCACCUGAUCGAAGUCAAGCUGGAGGGCCACGGUCUGCCCCCGGAGUUGCCCAGCCGCCUGGUGCCACCCUCCAAGCGCAGGCAGAAAGGCUCUGACGUGUGUAUCGACUGAUGGGUGAUGGAUGCAUGAAUGCAUGGAUGGAUGGAUGGAUGAAUGAACUUAUCAAUAGAUAAACCAAUAGAUGACAUCUAGACGGAUGGAUACAGUAUUCCCCAGCUACUCGUGCGGGACAGGGACAGUUCAGAUCUGUUUCUUCAGGAUAUUUCCUUUAUGCCAAUUACUACCUGUGAGGCAAUUAAUGUUGGCUGAAUGGUUGGAUAUAGAAUGGAUGAAUUUAUCAGUGGAUAGGCCGAUGGAUGACAGCUCGACAUAUGGACGGAUACAGUAAUUUGUGUGGGAUAGGGACAGUUGAAAUGUCUUUGUAGUACAUACUUUCCUCUUAGCUGGGCUAUGGUGCCAACUUGUUGUGUCUUAGGCCAUUAUAGAUACAGAACAAAAAUGGGAUAUCGGAAAAAAACGCAGUGGGGUAAAUUUGCAAAUAGUCAGUGGGGAUUACUGUAAUGGUCUAUAUUAAUAGUCUAAUCUGUAAAUAUUCCACAAACUGAAAAUGCAAAAUCCUUUAACUCAUUUAUUGCCAGCGCCUUAAAAUUUUAUUUUUGACGUCUAUAGCUAUCAAUGGCAGUCAAAGAGCUAAUGUUCUACGCUCAUCUUAUAAUACUGCCUAUGUAAGUAGAUGGUUUACGGAUGAUUUUAUUUCAAAAAGGCCGAUACGCAAAUAUCUUAAAAACUUGUCAGUACUUCACAGUACUUCCUUGAUACCAAUUACAAUUUCCCAUUUAUCUGAGCUUUGGCACCAUCUUGUGGCAUCUCAUAAAAAUGUGUCAAAGACCACAAAUUAGGGAGGAUUUGAGAAUAACUAUAGCUAGUUUAAAAACAACGUGAGUAAGGGAUUUUGCGAAUA
This is a messenger RNA of Hippocampus comes (tiger tail seahorse), 2651 nucleotides long. RefSeq names its product EH-domain containing 2b (gene ehd2b). The record is from RefSeq and is a predicted model, not a curated record. The transcript is spliced from 7 exons. Gene Ontology annotation, molecular function: calcium ion binding; protein binding; GTP binding. Gene Ontology annotation, biological process: endosomal transport; endocytosis. Bases 158 to 1801 code for a protein of 547 amino acids. NCBI's taxonomy places the organism in Eukaryota, Metazoa, Chordata, Actinopteri, Syngnathiformes, Syngnathidae. Gene Ontology annotation, cellular component: cytoplasm; plasma membrane.